UUGCCAAAAGAACCACUCCAUGUUUUCUAAAAAGCCUAGAGAACAUACAUCCGGUGCCUCUAUUCUUUCCCUUGGUGUUCAUCAUUUUGGCAAAUCACUGAAAGGUGGUGGUUCCAGCUGAAAGGGUGUGAUCAUUUUUUAAAAAGCUCUACUGAGAAAUGGAGAACAGUGGCAGAUAGAAGAGGACAAAGUGUCAGAAGUGUCAGACUGAGUUUUGAGAAAGCAGAGAAGACCCUUAAAUGAAGUCAGAUCUGUCGAGGCCUGUAAACUGGUCAGAAGAAUGUGUCACAGAUUCCUGAGGCGGCUACUGACUGAGGAGAGCCGGCACUCCACCCCUGUUGGGCGCCUCCUGCUUCCUGUGCUCCUGGGAUUCCGCCUGGUGCUGCUGGCUGCCUGUGGUCCUGGGAUCUACAGUGAUGAGCAGAGUGAAUUCGUGUGCAACACCCAGCAGCCAGGCUGCAAGGCCAGCUGCUUCGAUGCUUUCCAUCCCCUUUCUCCACUGCGCUUCUGGGCCUUCCAGGUCAUCUUAGUGGCUGUUCCCAGUGCCCUCUACAUGGGUUUCACCCUGUAUCACGUGAUCUGGCAUUGGGGAGAAUCAGGAAAAGGGAAGGAGGAGCAGGAGGCUCUGAUCCAGGAAGGGGACAGUGGCAGAGACACCUCAGGGCUUGGAAGCUCCAGGUUGUUCUGGGCCUAUGUGGCACAACUGGGGGCCCGACUGGUUCUGGAGGGAGCAGCUCUGGGACUUCAGUACCAUCUGUACGGGUUCCAGAUGCCCAGCUCCUUUACAUGUCGUCAAGAACCUUGCCCCUUUCACAUCUCUUGUCAUCUGUCCCGCUCCUCUGAGAAGUCUAUCUUCCUAAAGACUAUGUUUGGGGUCAGUGGAUUUUGUCUCUUGUUUACUCUUUUGGAGUUUGUGUUUCUGGGUCUGGGAAGAUGUUAUAAGCCUUUGGGGACUUUUCUAGGUGUGUCCUCUUCUACCAGUCACACCCUCGCUCUGAGCAUGAGGAACCUCAAGCAGACCCAUCUGCCUGGCCAGAUUUGUUCCUUUGGUUCUUUGGACCACGUGCCCCCAUAGCCCCUGUGAAUUGGAAAAUCUCCUGCCCAGCCCCUACGUGGCUACAGCCAAGAGGAAGGAUCUUUAACCAAAUUAGUCAAGCCAAUGUUAUCCCUUGAGAUUCCAGACUUGGAGCCAACAAUGCCUGUAGUAUCUGCCAGGGGCACAACAGAGGAGGAAAGGAGCUGAGUGCACUGAGUGAACCUCUGCUUCACAGGCAAAUGGAAGAUAUGUCUGGAAGCGCAGAGGGAGAAAAGUGGAAUUAGUGAAAUUUAGAGCUAGGAGAUCCUGUGUUAGGCCAAGUUGGCAUAAUCACCGCCAUGUUAGGGAAUGCUGGGGCAAAUUAGCUUAAUUGCUACCCUGUUAAGUCUUCAAGGACGGAG
Tupaia belangeri chinensis (Chinese tree shrew) is the source of this 1437-nucleotide messenger RNA. It is a transcript of the gene GJC3, whose product is annotated as gap junction protein gamma 3. The record is from RefSeq and is a predicted model, not a curated record. Gene Ontology annotation, molecular function: gap junction channel activity. Gene Ontology annotation, biological process: cell-cell signaling. Gene Ontology annotation, cellular component: connexin complex. Bases 281 to 1075 code for a protein of 264 amino acids. The transcript has 3 exons. NCBI's taxonomy places the organism in Eukaryota, Metazoa, Chordata, Mammalia, Scandentia, Tupaiidae.